Messenger RNA from Liolophura sinensis, 3628 nucleotides. RefSeq names its product beta-1,3-galactosyl-O-glycosyl-glycoprotein beta-1,6-N-acetylglucosaminyltransferase-like. The transcript is spliced from 3 exons. The coding region runs from base 1145 to 2566 and encodes 473 amino acids. NCBI's taxonomy places the organism in Eukaryota, Metazoa, Mollusca, Polyplacophora, Chitonida, Chitonidae. The record is from RefSeq and is a predicted model, not a curated record. Gene Ontology annotation, cellular component: membrane. Gene Ontology annotation, molecular function: acetylglucosaminyltransferase activity.
CAUAGAGUACCUUUUAUUUUGUUUAUUAAUAACGUGAAUAUUUGUACACAAACUUUAGCAGACUAUAUACGGUAGAUUAACCCAAAACUGAUUCCUACAGUGAUUAAAUAGAAGCUUCAAAUCUUAUUUUCAUAAUUUUAUUAUGACCGUAUACAUCAACUCAAAACUGUUUUCAUGAUUUAGCUCAGAUGAUUCUAAUGAAAUUCCGUUCCGUUACUGUAAUUAUACCUUCCGUUACUAUAACACUUUAGCAAUUCUGUAUUAGCUUAAUGUUAUUCUAUUUUUGCACCGUUAGAGUUUUUCUGUGAGGGAAACGUAUCUGUAGUUAAAGGAACUUAUAAAAGAUAUUAUUAAAUAGUAACUUAUUUAAUGAUUACUCUGUUUAACUUAAUUUUUCUGUAAUGAAAUUUUGUAUUCAGUAUAGAAGCUAAAAUAUUUCUUAAUAAUAUAAUAAUAAUUAUAUAUUAUCUUAAUAACAGUCUUUUCCUCUUCUGAUUUCAUUUUAAAGCGACGUGACAGAGCAAUCAUGUGAUCUUGGGGAGACUCUAGCACAGUGCUUUUGUGUUCACAGCCCCAGUUAAUUGACAGAACUUCAAACAUAAAACAUCUGUACUAAAAGCAUAUGUUUUUUUUAUUUACAGAUACACAGAUUAUCUUCUACAUUCCAGUAUUUCCAGUUUUGGAACUGUAAUACGUGUAGAUAUUGUUAUAUUUUGUAGUUUUUCGUUCAAAUUAGACAGCUUUUUCUCUGAAGCUUGCAGAAGUAUAUUAACCACGACGGAGAAAUGUAGACCUACUUUUCCCAUUCUUAAUUCCGCCUUUUCUACUUUGUGAGAUGAACCGGAAAUGGGUCGGAUACAGACCGGAAGUGACCCUUGACAACUCAAUGUAACCGGCAAUGUGAUUGGUGGGUGACAUUCAGCCAAAAGUUAAUGUCCCGUCCACAGGCCUAGCAACCAAUUUCAGAUAUCGAAACAAAACUGAUUUGCAUCAGGCUGUUGCUCUUAGCAACAAUAGUUAGCACGAAUGAUCACUCACCCAGCCACAAAGUGUGCCACACGGAACACGCCUAGCAACCAGUACAAUCUUUUUUGGCGCCAAAUAUCAAUGCGCGACGCUGACAGUUGCCGGUCCGUGAAGAAGAAUGAAAAUUCAAAGACUUUUUAUCUCUUCCAUAUUUUUAAGUCUACCGGGCAUCAUCUUCUACAAUGUGGCUAAAUUACUUGAGAAAAACGUCAAAACUGAUGAUCGCAAAAUUCAAAAACGGGAUGACUUAAGACAGAUACUGUUUGUAGAAACCGGAAACGAAAGUCACGUGCUUGAGCCAAACAGAGACACAGAGACGUCAAUAGCUCCGACACGUGAAGGCGUGUCGGAAAUAAAAAAUGUAAAAAGAAUCAAUUAUCUACUAAAACCUGUGAUCUAUCAACAAUUUAAUUGCACGAGACUUUUUCUCGGAGAUCCAGAAGAGCAAAAAAAAGUUAAAACCUUUCAUUCAAAGUUUCCAUAUAAGCAUGUGCCAGAGGCGUCCUUCGUCAAAGCAGCCAGUAGAUGUCAGGCCUACAUACAAGCAAGAGGUUAUGUUAGACACGUGCCCGAAGAGGAAGCUGAGUUCCCAUUGGCUUACAGCAUAACCAUUCACAAGCACGCUGACCAGUUUGAACGACUACUGCGCGCCAUCUACCGGCCAAAUAAUUAUUACUGCAUCCAUGUUGACCAGAAAUCCAGUAAAAACUUACACGCUGCCAUCAAAGCUAUAGCAGAUUGUUUUGACAACGUGUUCGUGGCCUCCAAGCUGGAAGUGGUUGUCUAUGGUGGAUUCACCAGGCUGCAGGCCGACCUAAACUGCAUGGAGGACCUUUACCAUAGGUACACAGACUGGAAAUAUUUGCUGAAUUUAGCGGGCACGGAACUGCCUUUGAAGUCCAACAAGGAAUUAGUUUAUUUGCUGAAACUUUACAAAGGCAGGAACAUCAUCGGGAAAAAUCAUAACGUUUUACCGAGCAGGUGGAAAAAGCGUUAUUUUACUCGUGUGGUAAAUAUGACCGGUUCGAUCAAAGUAGUGAAUAAAACCAACAUGAAACCUCCAUUUAACCUUACCAUGAUAAAAGGAAGCGCCUACGCCAUAUUCAGCCGGGAUAUGAUUGGCUAUACCCUUCGUGAUCCUCUGCCAAUCAAAUUCUUGAAAUGGUGCAGCCACACCUACAGUCCUGACGAGCAUUACUGGGCGACCUUGAAUGACCUUGAUGGAAAUCCUCAGCUGAAGACGCCUGGAGGAAACUACUCGCCAGCUAACAUCUUCAUCACCAGAGCUGUCCUGUGGAACUCCCGUGCUUGCGCAGGUAAAAAUGUGCACAAAGUUUGCCUAUAUGGCGUCAAGAACCUACCUUGGCUCAAGGAGAGACCAGAAUUCGUGGCGAACAAAUUUGACUUGGAGACGGACUUCACAGCUUUUGAUUGCAUGGAGGAACUUGUGGCUCAGAGAAGUCGAAACAGCGAACCCUGGGAUCUGCAAAUUCAUAAGCAAUACAUUCAGACCCACCUCUUAGGAAGGCCCAAAAGUUGAUGACUUUGUGUCUUAGCUUUACAGUGAAUAAUGUUAUUGUUCAUGUUAACACGUUAAGAAGUCUUGAAACGUACUUUAAGAAGAUUAUUGGCCUGUGGACAAAUUAGAUGGCGAGAUAAGAUUACAUUUUCGGUCGCAAGUAGAGUAAUGCAACUGUCUAAGAAAUUCUGAUCCUCGCUUACGACUGAAAGUAUUUCCUAAGAUUUUUUAUCUUUCCAUGGGGACAACACACUAAAAAUAAGUGUUUAGUUUGUAAAUGGAAAAGUAAAAGCAUUUCUGUUACUUUUAAAAGAAACGCGUCCUGGUGUUUACUCUUACAAAAGCUCUGUUUUGUAAUUAAAGACUUGUGAAAUAUAUAGACAGUAAUGUGGUGCAUAUGUUAAAUAAAUUCAAAUAGUCCGGUGUGUUUAUUAAAAACCGUAAAAGUUUUUACUGUGUGAAAAUGAAAUCUAUUUACUAUAAUAAACACAUCUCUUUAAAUAGCGUUUAUGAAUAAAGACCAGGAUGCGAUUAUUAAGUGAAACAGAAAUGCGUUUACAACAUUAACACUUACUUAAUGUGAAGUAUUGACGAUCUGAUCCUCACUGACAACACUCUAUUUCUUGAGGUCUUUGAGCAGCAGGCUUUGAUCCUCAUUUAGAGAAAUACAAAUGAAAUUACAAAAGAUGCUUGACCAUUCUGCAGAUAUAAAGAAUUUCCUUUUGACUUCAAAACUGAUUACUGUAUGUAAUACGCCUAAUAUAAGAAAAGAGAAAAAACAACAACAGGAUAUGAAUAAAGGAAGAAACGAGCUUUGUUUUGUAGAAUUAUUUCCUCAUUUAUUAAUCUAUUUAAUUGUUUUAAGCGUCAUUCCGACGAAUUUUUCCUUUAACAAUAAGUAACUACCCAGUUCAAUACCGGAAGUGAACCCAUGCACCGUAUGCCCUAGAGACAGAAAGACAGACGUCUUAACUACGAUUCGCCUCCGGACCGGUCUAAAAUAUGGCGGACUUAUGUACAUGGUAAACUUUGAAUACUACCUUUGAACUGCAACGUUUUCAAUGUUCACAAUAACUGUUGUAA